Macrobrachium nipponense is the source of this 617-nucleotide messenger RNA. RefSeq names its product cuticle protein AMP4-like. NCBI's taxonomy places the organism in Eukaryota, Metazoa, Arthropoda, Malacostraca, Decapoda, Palaemonidae. The coding region runs from base 42 to 449 and encodes 135 amino acids. Gene Ontology annotation, cellular component: chitin-based extracellular matrix. The record is from RefSeq and is a predicted model, not a curated record. The transcript is spliced from 3 exons. Gene Ontology annotation, molecular function: structural constituent of chitin-based larval cuticle.
CUGGGCAGUGCAUUCCCUGUAACGACUCCGACAAACACAAGAUGAAGCUGGUCGUCAUUCUCGCCCUUGCAGCCUUGUCCGUGGCCGACAAGCUUCCCCUGACCAACCUUCCACCAGUAGCCAUCGUUAGAAGCAACCAGGUCAACCCAGACGCCCUCGGGGCCCACAGCUCAGACUUCGAGGCCGAGAAUGGCAUCGUCUUCCAGUUCUCUGGAUCCGAGGGCGCCACCGGGGGUGCCAACAUGAUUGGUUCUUUCAGUUAUCCCCAAGAGGAUGGCUCCCUGGCGUCAGUCUCCUUCGUGGCCGACGAGAACGGAUUCCAACCCCAGUCUGACCUCCUGCCAGUGGCCCCAGCUUUCCCCCACCCAAUUCCCCAGUUCGUCCUCGACCAGAUCGAAUUCGCCCGUCUCGAGGACGAGCGUAAGGCACGCGAGGGAGUUAAGGCCUAAGGUCUUCAAUCUAUCUUGACAUGUUAAGUCAAAUGCCCAACUCGAUCGAAGGCCCCCAGGAGGUGUAUACAUCUAUACAUCAUCACCCAGGGGUUUAUACGUUUUAUUUACAUGUAUUAUUUAUUCAUUCUGCAAGUGCAAUGCUUGUGAAUAAAUUAUAAGAAGUAA